This is a messenger RNA of Caenorhabditis briggsae, 723 nucleotides long. NCBI's taxonomy places the organism in Eukaryota, Metazoa, Nematoda, Chromadorea, Rhabditida, Rhabditidae. The transcript is spliced from 4 exons. Bases 1 to 723 code for a protein of 240 amino acids. Gene Ontology annotation, biological process: positive regulation of DNA-templated transcription. The record is from RefSeq and is a predicted model, not a curated record. Gene Ontology annotation, cellular component: nucleus. Gene Ontology annotation, molecular function: transcription coactivator activity; chromatin DNA binding.
AUGUCAAUCAACACGGCAAACACGCCCGACGGACUGGGCGUCCUACUGUACAACGGAGAGACAAUUGUGAUUUUCGCGCAGGGUGUGGUGAUGACGUUAGGCACUAGUGAGAAUCAGAAUCUGGAAGGCCGCCGAACGGGAACGAUCUAUUUGACGUCGCAUCGAAUCAUAUUCAUGCCGGACCCCACUGGAAACAACGAUUGGCUGAAAUCGUUCGAAAUCCCGUUCAACAAUAUGCAGGACGUGAACUUGAAUCAGCCGAUUUUUGGAGCCAACUAUCUGUGCGGCGUCGCUUCAGCCGUUCAAGGCGGUCAAAUGCGUGGCGAGGUGCCGUGGCGAAUGACAUUCAAUCGUGGCGGAUGCAUCGAAUUCGGUCAAUCCCUGCUUCAGGCCGUCGACCGCGCCAACCGCAUGCGGCCGGCCAAUGCGCCGCCCGCCUACGCGCCGCCCAUCGGAGCGUUCUACUCGGCACCGCCUGCGUACUAUCAACCGUCGCCGGAUCAAGGACCCAAUGGCUUCAACCCGACCACCGACUCGUUUCCCGAUCAACCGAACCCAUCUCGCGUGUUCAUGAGCUCCGCCCCUCCACCGUACCCGGGAAUCGGACCAGAACGCGGUCCACACCCGACAGAAGAGCUCCACGUGGCUGGGCAAUUCGAAGCGCCGCCAGCGUAUUCGGGAGCCGGAGAGACCGCAGAGGGAUUGAGAAAUCGAAGAAAUUGA